Messenger RNA from Mangifera indica (mango), 804 nucleotides. Its product is annotated as protein LURP-one-related 5-like. The coding region runs from base 24 to 719 and encodes 231 amino acids. NCBI's taxonomy places the organism in Eukaryota, Viridiplantae, Streptophyta, Magnoliopsida, Sapindales, Anacardiaceae. The record is from RefSeq and is a predicted model, not a curated record. The transcript has 2 exons.
UGUUGCAAAGUUGAAAGUUCAGUAUGUCGAAAGUUUAUCCAACUGAGAACAAACAUAAUGAUUUGAUUAUGUCGAAAGGGAAAGUACUGGAGGAGGAAGAAGAUGAUGUACAUGAACGACGUCGUCCAAGUAUACUGACGGUAUGGAAGAGAUCCAGCAUGAGUUUCCAAGGGACUGACGGAUUCACAGUGUUUGAUCAUUACGGCAGACUGGUUUUCAGAGUUGAUAAUUAUUCCAGAAGUAAAGCUUCUGGUCUUGUUCUCAUGGAUGGUGCUGGGAAUUGUUUGUUAUCUCUGAAACCCCAGAUGUUGAGCCUGCAACACCAGUGGAAUGCAUACAGAGAAGAAGAAGAAGAAGGAGACGACCAUGGGAAGAGAUCGAGAGUGUUUUCAAUGAUGAGAAGGUCGCCGGUUUUCUUCAACAACGGCAAGGAUGAAGCGGAGGUUUACAUGGGGAGAAAUAACAAACAAGCUCAAUUGAAUAAGCCUGAUUUCACCAUUGAGGGCUCUUUCAGGACUCGAAAUUGCAAGAUCAAGAAUGCAAAUGGGGAAGUGGUAGCCAGCAUCGCUCGGAAGAGAGUCAACUCAACGAUUCUACUUAGCGACGACGUCUUCAGCCUGGUUGUUCAGCCUGGUUUUCCAACUCACCUGGUUAUGGCGUUUGUAAUAAUACUGGAUCGCAUUUGCAGCAAGAUCUUUGCUCCAGUUCUGUGUUCUUGAUUUAGACUUCUUCCCUUCCAUUCCUUGUACAAAAAUCACUCAAAAUGGCCAACAGUUUCUAGUUUUAUAAAGGUUUUAUACCAAU